Racocetra persica is the source of this 411-nucleotide messenger RNA. NCBI's taxonomy places the organism in Eukaryota, Fungi, Glomeromycota, Glomeromycetes, Diversisporales, Gigasporaceae. The record is from the annotation of a GenBank genome assembly.
GAAAUAAUAAAGAAACAGACAGAUUUUGGCAUCCACCGGGGAUUGUGCCGGUAUUAGAAGAAUUACCGAAAUGGGGGUUGUUGGCUGAGAUAGUUAACGAGAUAGAACUCGAAAUUGAGUCGUUAUCAGGCCUCCCAACUUCUGAUGAAGAAGAGUCAAAUAAUAUUAUUUUGAUAAUGGUCCAAAAUGAACGUGAAUGUUCUCAAUUACGUGAAUACCUUUCCACAAUGCAUAAAGGAUUGGAAGAAGGCCAAGGACGUGGCGGACCUUUAUUACGACGAUUACUGCAGAACUAUUUCAAAUGGAAGGGUGAUAUCGCCAAAGUAAGCGAGAAUUUGUUUAAUUCAUCGAAAGAUAUUGACCAAAGUGAGGGUAGUCAAGAGAGCAAUAAUAAAAAGGCAACGUCUUCAG